Pelmatolapia mariae (spotted tilapia) is the source of this 946-nucleotide messenger RNA. RefSeq names its product Fc receptor-like protein 5. The transcript has 5 exons. Gene Ontology annotation, cellular component: plasma membrane. The record is from RefSeq and is a predicted model, not a curated record. Bases 1 to 762 code for a protein of 253 amino acids. Gene Ontology annotation, biological process: cell surface receptor signaling pathway. Gene Ontology annotation, molecular function: transmembrane signaling receptor activity. NCBI's taxonomy places the organism in Eukaryota, Metazoa, Chordata, Actinopteri, Cichliformes, Cichlidae.
AUGCAGCUAACACCAUUCUGCCUGAUGCUGACCUGUCUUCAGGUCAACCCUGACAGGUCUCAGUUCUUCAGGUAUGACAACAUCUCUUUGAGCUGUGGCGAACAGUUGAACAGCACUGGUUGGAAAGUGAAGAGGAAAACACUCGCAGGGGGGACCAGACCCUGCUCCUCUGGCUGGGGCUAUGCCUCCUCGGGUUCGACUUGCAUCAUCGGACAAACUUACCCACCAGACAGCGGCGUGUACUGGUGUGAGUCUGUCAGUGGGGAGCAGAGCAAUGUGGUCAACAUUACCAUUACUGAUCGGCCUGUGAUUCUGGAGAGUCCUGCCCUCCCCGUGUCCGAGGGUGCCACUGUAACACUGCAUUGUACACCUGAGACAAAGUCCUCCAACCAGUUUUUUGAUUUCUAUAAAGAUGGCCACUGCAUCAAAAGGAACUCCACAGGAGAAAUCACCAUUAAAAGGGUUUCUAAAUCUGAUGAAGGACUCUAUAAAUGCAGCAUUUCAGGAGGUGAAGAAUCACUAGGCAGCUGGCUGGCAGUUGAUGCUUCAUCUCAGGAUUUUCCUUCAUCUACAUCUGCAGCUGAACCGGCCGCUCCCUGCUCUUUUUCUGUCUUAAGACUAUUUUUUCACCUGUUGGUGGGAACGCCUUACCUGGUGUCCACUGUUCUACUGGGGCUUAUAUACCGAGACAGGAAGAGAGCAGCUCAGAUUGCUGCGAAGAGAACACACACGGAUCAUGUCAUCAUGGAAAUAGUUGUUUAACCAAACAAGCUGAUGAACAUGUACCACGGGGUGUCCUGAACGUGGGUAUUAAUUUUUCACCAGCUUUCAGUUGACAUUUGCCAGCAUUUAUCUGUCCAGGGCCAACAGGGACUGUAGUGUCAUUCAAAAAAAAAAGAGCUGACGCCUACGUAAGUGGUCUGUUGGUAACUCUUCUAGAAACUGA